This is a messenger RNA of Sclerotinia sclerotiorum 1980 UF-70, 4251 nucleotides long. RefSeq lists its product as hypothetical. Gene Ontology annotation, cellular component: endoplasmic reticulum; cytoplasm; plasma membrane. Gene Ontology annotation, molecular function: protein binding. Lineage: Eukaryota; Fungi; Ascomycota; Leotiomycetes; Helotiales; Sclerotiniaceae. The coding region runs from base 1 to 4251 and encodes 1416 amino acids. The record is from RefSeq and is a predicted model, not a curated record. The transcript has 2 exons.
AUGUCGGACUUUGUGCCCCCCCUUAUACCACAGCUCAAUAGGCAAUUGAGCUUGAUACCAGUAGGCUUAAAGGAAGCAGCCCUCGAUUCACCAACCUUUCGCGCGACUGCAGUUCACUUCUCUGAUCAAGUAGAGAUACUUGAAAAAUGGCUCGACGCCUACGUAAGAUCUAUUACCAAACUCGUUCACGAUGCUUUGUCAUUGGAGGAAGCAUUCAAUAACUUUCUCUUUCGAUCGAUUCCUCCUGCGAACGUUUCCGAAGCCGUCCUCGAUCAUGACUAUACUCUGCUGGCAAUGCAGAGAUUUGGGGAAGGGUCCAAGGAAUGGUGGUCGCAGAUCAUGACAGGUACCAGGAAAAUCGAUACGAAUAUAUGCGAGCCCAUCAAAGCAUUCAUGGCUUCUGAGCUACGGAAUUUCAAAGACGCCCGACGAUAUUUAGAGCAAUCGCAGAAGACAUUUGAUUCUACGCUAGCGAGAUACGUGGCUCAGUCAAAAACAAAAGAGCCUUCAGCGCUGCGAGAGGAUGCUUUUCAAGUACACGAAACGAGAAAGGCAUAUCUAAAAGCAUCUUUAGACUUUUGUCUGCUUGCACCCCAACUACGAUAUACAAUUGAUAAAUUACUUGUGAGGGUAUCGACUGAUCAAUGGAGGGAGAUGAAAAAGUCAAGAGAGGUCUCUUCAUUACAUCUUGCGAAAUGGAAUGGUGAAAUGGAUCGUGUGCGAGGGUGGAGCAAAGAAAUGGAGGCUGGUGAGGCAACUUUCCGACGUGAACUGCAGCUUGCCAGGCGAGAUAUUGCGGAGACUGCAUCUCAAGCCACAAAACCUUCCAGAGAAUUAGAGGACUAUAAUCUUUCCACAGUUGCCUAUCUUGGCUCGAGAGGUCCCUCAACGGUCAGUAUUCUACCUCACAGUAAGCAGACGGACCGAACUGAGAAACAAGACUGGCUAUUUCUAAGGACAAUAUCUGGUAAACCGGCAAGAACUGUAUGGGUUCGUCGCUGGUUUUAUGUUAAAGAUGGUAUCUUUGGUUGGCUAGUUCAAGGGAUACAGUCAGGAGGAGUCGAGGAGAGUGAGAAGAUUGGUGUCCUCCUUUGCAAUGUGAAACCAGCUGUCCAGGAAGAUCGAAGAUUUUGCUUUGAAGUCAAAACUAAGAAUCAAACAAUUUUGGUUCAAGCCGAGACUCAGGCUAUCCUCAUGGAAUGGCUCGAAGCUUUUGAACUUGCAAAAAAUAAAGCUCUCGAGGCUAGUGCGAACCCUAGAACUCUCCGUGCUGGAGGAAUCGAUCCUGCAUUCGCUAUAACCCCGCCCUCCAUUCCAGAAUUUGCUGCCAAAAAUGCAGACGGUCAAAUUUCAUAUGGGAGUGAAGAUCCGCCUGAAAGGUCCGGUACGUUACCUCUGCCUGGCAUAGAGUUUGUAGGAAGGAAUAGUUCUGAUAUCGUCCCUGCCCGUCGUUCCGUCACUUCGAGAGAAGAGGGCGAGACUAGUCGAGAGCAUGCUGCCAGAAUCAUGCAAAAACUGGAUUUGCAUAGAAAGUCGACAAGCAUGCAGUCAAGUGAACCUCCAAGUGCACCACAAUCCGCUGCAGGUGGUAUCGCCGGCUUGAUAUCAUCAAGUCAUGCGAUUCUUCCGGUUUCUACGGCUUCAAAUACAACGACCACCGCUAAUACUCUUCCCAAUCCACAAAUUACACUGCAAUCACCAACUCAAGAUUAUACUGCAAGUACUUUAGCACCGUCGACACUCAUAAACCCACCCGCUCCUACAAAUUUGAGCAAAUCGGCAGUAAUUGUUAGCGGAGAGCGAGGAAUCGGUGUCAGUCAGAGCGAUGCCAGCGGAGGAAUUUCCAGUGGUAUCAUGGCCAAUUUAUGGGGCAGUAGCAACUGGGGAUAUAUUAAUCGUCUUGAGAAAGGAGAGGUUAGAAUUCCAAGUUUUGGAAUUCGCUCUGCACCUGGAAGUCCACGCAUAAAGCCGUUAGAACCAUCUCCUAAGAUAGGUACGGACGAGAAUUUGAAACCCGAUGGACAUGGGUCUGCAAAAAGCCCCAUUAGUCCAUCAACUGAUUCUUUAUCAACACCAGUUCCCUCGACCGCGACCCACCGAAAAUCCGCCAGUGCUAGUAUCGAUAUUGAAGUUGCGCGUGCAGCGAGUCAAUCUGCUUUCAAACCAGAAGCAUAUCCCAGCAACUACCCAAUACAGCUGAAGACCCAAGAUGCACAAUUCAGAAUCUUAUUUCAGGAUGUUCCGCGGGAAGACAAAGUCAUACUUGUCUUCCGUGCGACUUGGAAUCCAAAUGAACAGCAUGAUUUUCCUGGAAGAGUUUACGUCACUCAAAAAGACAUAUACUUCUAUAGCCAUCAUUUAGGACUUGUUUUGAUAACUGGUGUUAAGUUAGCUAGUAUUAGUGAGGUUACAGCGGCUCCGGGCAGAGAUUGUGACUUCUUAUUUCUUCAUCUCCUCGAUACUUCACUGGAUACAGGAUUUACUAGGAUCACCAUCAAAACAUUCCUAGAACCACUUCGAUUGCUACAAUCGAGGUUAAAUUUCUUGGUUGAUAUAAACCAAGCUGAGAAUCCAAUGAGCUUGGAAGAUAUCAUGACAGCAUUAAUCAAAAUGGAGCACGAAGACCCUACUAGAAGUCCUAGCAUGGAAAGUUGGGAAGACGUUGAUGUUAAUACACCAGCCGAUGAUGGAACAACUCUGGGUCAUUCCCAUAGUCGUAGAGAUCGUGACCUUAGGGCUUCGUUGCAUGUUGAACGUACACUGAAUUUCAAUAGAAAAGGGAAGGAUGUGCAAAAGUUCCAGCUCCCUUCUCAACCUGUUAUUUAUGAACCACCCGACAUGCAACGAAAGACAGUCGAGCGAGAAUUUGGCAUUAGUCCGAAGGCACUCUUCCACCUCAUGUUCGGCGACAAAAGCGCAGUAUUUCAACUACUUUACCAUGAACGAAGAGCGACAAACAUUGCUCAGGGCCCUUGGAUUCAUCUCGACGGAAAUCACAUGCGUCGGGACUUUGAGUUUCAGACUGACUACAUUGAUUCCUGGCGAAGAUCACGACAAGCAAAUGUUGUCGAUUAUCAGGUUAUCGACGUCAUGAACGAUCAUGUAUGUUAUGUUGUUACGGAUUUCAAGACCCCUUGGCAUCUACCACAUUUCCAAGAUUUUAUGCUGGUCUCCAAAAUUGUUAUUACUCAUAUCGCCAAAUCAAAGUGCAAGCUGGCGAUCUUUACAAAAGUUGAAUGGUCCAAGUCUCCCAAAAUUGGCAAAGGUCUUGUUGAAAGACAGGCUUUAGACGACUGUGCAAUGGAUGCUGAGGAUUUAGUCGAUGUUAUAGCUGAUCAAGUUCGAAAGUUGGGGCCUAACAGUAGGACGAAGAAAGCUAUUCAUAUUUACGGGCAUGUGGGCCAUCAGACAACGGUCUCACUUUUCGCGGCCAACGACGCAAGCCAGUCAAAAAGACCACAAAUCAAGCAACGUACACUCACAAACAUGUUACUUGAGACACUAAGCUCGUUUGGUGAAAGUGUUAUAUCUUCAGUAAUGAUGUGGACUUUUGCGGUGUUCCGAUCUAUAUGGAAAAUCUCAAGCGCACACACUAUUCUCUUGAUCGCAUUGUUUUUGAGUAUUUUGAUAAAUGCAUUCCUUACUGGCCGUGAUACAUCAGAAUGGUGGACAGAACGAAAUGCAGCAAGGUUCAUGAAUAGGAUGGGAGUUGGGCCAAAUCCAAGCAUGAGCAAAGCGAUUUACAUGAAGGAUCUCGACGAAGCUGUGAACAAUCUAUCGACAUUUCAUAAUCGUCACCAGAGCAAAUGCUACACACAAUUCAUGGAAAUUGCAAAUGUUACAGAUCUUGACGCUCCUUAUGCAAUGGCAGGGACACCAUUCAGCAGGACGUCAACACAAUCGACAGCUAAGAGACUUCGGAGAACCCGUCAGAACCUGGGUUCAUACCGAUAUGACCUAUUGAUCGCUAUGAGAGUGGUCAACAAUAUCGAGAGAAACGUGCUAGAAGCGGAAUGGGAGAAUUGGCUUCUGGAUGAAAACAUGAGGUGCAAACAAGCUCAAAUGAUGUUGCGAGACAAUCGAGCAAAUACCCUGCCAAUUAGUAAAAUUAAGGGGCUUCCAAGCCAAAAAGUUCUCCAGGGGGAGGAUAAUAUGAACGAACUUAGGGAAUGGCAUCAAGAGUAUUGCGGCAGCUGUAAAGCAGAGCAAGAUUUACUCACACGUGGAGGGGAAAAUGAAAAAUUUGGUUAA